This is a messenger RNA of Westerdykella ornata, 3710 nucleotides long. RefSeq lists its product as uncharacterized. Gene Ontology annotation, biological process: protein secretion. The record is from RefSeq and is a predicted model, not a curated record. The coding region runs from base 367 to 3603 and encodes 1078 amino acids. The transcript is spliced from 2 exons. Lineage: Eukaryota; Fungi; Ascomycota; Dothideomycetes; Pleosporales; Sporormiaceae.
UGUGGCGACACUGUAUUUCACCCUCACAAGGGAAGAUAUAGCGCUUCAAAAAUGGCUCUAUAAGGCGUACAGGUGAGAUAAAGAUGCUCUAUAAAAGUUCGUGUUUUCAAAGAAUAAUGACCCUUUCACUACCCUAGGGUAUCAAUGACACAGUGAUGAACUCCUAGGCAUUAGUCGGCGUAGAAUGCAACGGGUGAAGCAGCUGCACCUCUCGGCGAUCCAAGAGUAACUUUCGGGGAUUGCAAGUGACCGUGGUAGCGCAUCCCGUGUACCGCUGCUGGUGGCGAACCCCAUCGUCUUUCGAAACCCAAACAUUCGCUGCGUUGACAGUGGCCCCUCCUACGACAACCUCCUUCGUCUUAAAAGAUGGGUGGCGUGGAAGAUGCUGUAGAUGCUGCUUCACAGUUCAUCGGGCCCUAUUUGAAGAAGGGGAGAAGCGAAGCAAGAUUCAAAGCUUCAUCAGAUGGACGAGGAGUUUCCGAUGCGGAUGAGCUAUUAGAGCGAGCCCUCGCCCAUCUCCAAGCUAUCAACAAGGAAGAACUGGCACAGGAUCCAAACGCUCCAUACGAUGCAUCUUUGGUAGGAAUAGUCUAUGGGCUUCUGGAUCUCAUCACAUCACUAGGCAUACUGCCGUUUCUUUCUUCCGGUGUAGCGUACGGCCAACGUCCAGGCUCCGUCCUCGUAUCAUCGCUCUCAGUGCCGCCGGUGCACGAUGAUGAUCGUUUAUCUCAUGUCCUGCAGAUUCUAAUUCCCAUAUGGGAACAGGAAGGGGUUACAGGAGUUCACCCGCUACUUGCUGAGCGUAUACUCCCAGAUCUUCUCGCUGCCACUGCCGAACUGGCCUACUCACCAAGAUCAAGCGAAGAGUAUCACGCAACAUAUAAAGCACAAUUUGCAAAGAUCAUGGAUUUGACCCCAAUCUACCGACUGCUCCCGCUCCUCACCCCAUGGGCGGAAGAAAACAUCCCAGCAUGGCUCAAACAGAGGCUCAAGAAGGAGGUGGCAAUGAUCCCGCUCCGGCCUGACGGAAUCCGCCACAUUAUAGAGUUCAUAUCGAUGGCUUAUCUCUCUAAAAAUUCGAAGAUGCCGCAGGAUGCUGGGAAUGUACCGCGCUCGCAAGCUCCGAUCUCACUUGAGGCCAUGCCUCACGUAGCUAGACUUCUGGUGCAUCCGCUGACGGGAAUGGCUGAAGAAGAAUGGUUCGGACGACUCGAACCGCAGCUGUGGUCUCUCCUUGAUGGUGCAGCCGGUGUUGAGCUGAGCCGGGCAGCAGCACAUAUUAUCGUCGAAUUUCUGCUGCACAAGGCCACCGGUGCGCCCGGAACCGUAGGCUGGAAUCUUUUCGUCCUACCGAUACUUCGACCUCUCAAACCCCUGGAGGCGUCCGCAACAGUCAGACGUGACGACACACCCGAUCAUGUUCUUGUCGACGAGCGAGACCUACGGCUUGCCCUUCAAAGGCUGUCAGUGUUGGCUUCCGUCCUGACACGUCCCGGCCCGAUGAGAAAAAUGGUAGGCAUACCCCUUCUGCAACUUUGGGGCUUACUGGAGUAUGGCCGCGCUCGUCCAGCUUUGGAUUCCUUUUGGACCCGGACAACCCGCAACAUCUUGACAAAGUACAUGGCCGUGGCCUGCGAUCCCAAACAAGUUGAACUGAUCACAACGAAUCUUUUUUAUAACGGAGAUGGGUUCUGGGAAUACGCCCCUGGCUCCUUUGGUGGAGUGGAGCUCCGUCGAAGAAGGAAUGAUCAGAGCGAACAACAUGGCGUGGGCGACAUGAUUGCAAAUAUUGGACUCUUGGACGGCCACGUCGCUUCGUUUGUUUCAAUCCUGAAGGACGCCAAUGUGGACGAUGAGCAUGCUGGUACGCUCUUCGUGAGCAUCACCAAGAGGUGGUUGUCUGUCAAUAGAACUGCAGGAUCAUCAAAACCGUCUCUCACACAUGAACCAGACGUUGACCCGCUGGCUGCUCUUGCGAAUGCGAAGCUCCUAGAGGCAAUGAUUUCGGCCUUGCAACAGAAUUUUGUCAGGAGCCCAAAGCACAUCAUUGAGCUCAUGGGCCAGCUCUUGCAGAACUUUGUGGACGGGCACAAGGCCAAGUUGGGGAGAACAGUCGACACAUCACAACCAAGUCGCGCAGCUCUACGGCAUCUUGUGAAAAGGAAUGCACAUACAGCAGAAGUGGCCACCGAUGCGGAAUCGGAGGAGCUCACUUCGUUUGCGAUAAGUGUACUCAACAACCUCGUCACUUCUCCAAACUUCCAGGCCAAUGCGAACUCGGAACUGCUCGAUUCCAUCAUCCCCAGUCUUCAAUAUCUCUCGCAACCUCAAAGCGAUCCAUCUCUCUCGUCUCUCAUCACCAAUGCAUCUUCAAAUCUUCUACAAAUGCUGCAACCGUCAUCCACUACACCUCAAGAAGACGAUAUCCAAUCCAAACAUCGCGCGACCCUCAAGUCAGCAAUCACGGAACUCACAUCCCCCGAGCCUCCAAACCGUACUUGGGCCCUCUCGAUUAUUCGCAAACUCAUCCAAGACCCCACCGCAUUACCAGUUAUCGACGUUCCAUCAACCACGCACCUCCUUCUCUCUGCAUCUGUCGCCGAUCCCGAAACCUACGUCCACUUCGCCGCAAUCCCCGUCCUCGUCGAUCUCGCAACCCGGGUACCAAACCCUACGGUACGCAUUCUAGUCGACGCAAUCAUCGACGUCGAGGAGCGCUCGUUGCGCCUUACGAAGGAGAAGGAUAUUCAACAAGCGCUAGACUUCCGGCUCCGUGUGGGCGAGAUCCUGAAUAACCUCGUGAUGGAAGAUGAGUUCUGGAUCAGGGCGCCGACUAUGGGUCUCAGAUUUUCCAGCCUGAAGAUGAUCCUUGAUGCAGCACUAUCCGUUUCCAGUCGUCGCGGUCAGCGGAAACAGACGCUUUCACAACGCGACCUCAUCGCUGAGCAGGAGAGGAAGCAACAGGAAGAAGCGGAGGCUGCGUGGGGUGGUCCGAUACCUAACCUGCUAGAUCCUGAAGGCGAGAAUCCUGAUGAACAGCAGGAGCGCGAUGCAUUACUCAAGAUUGUGCAAGGGUGGGAGGACACGGGGAUUGAAGAAGAUGUGAGAAUGAGGGCUUCGGCGUUGAGUAUCCUAUCGGUGAUCUUGGAGAAGAGACUCGAGUUGCUGAACCAGGUUGCUGUGGAUGCCGGGCUGCAGAUGGCGCUUCAGAUUUUGGCUAUUGAAACGGGGAGUGAGAAGGCUAUUUUAAGACGCGCAGCCGUUCUGGUAGUGAUGGGGUUGUUGAGAGGCAUGGACGCUUUGCUUGAGCGGGGGAAAGAAAGUGCAUCCGGUCUAACAAUGAGAAGCACGGAAGAAGUGGAGAGGGUAGUCUCUUGGGUCAAGGACGAAGACAGAGAUGAUCUUGUGAGAGGCCAUGCGGAAAAUGUUCUUGAAGGUUUGGAAACUUGGAAGAUGAAGAAACUGUUCAAACUUGACGAGGAGAAGUUCAGGCUCAGCGCGGAUCUAGGAUUGGAGGGCCAACUACAAGGUUUGGACGUCAAUCCCAGCUCACGAUCGGGCGAAAAGGGACGGAAGCGGCUUGUCGUGGAGGAGAUUGAGUAGAUUUCUCUGGUUGCCGACUGCUUUGUAGCGUCGGCCAUGCGUUGUUUGAAUCGAAGAUUCGGAGUCCCGCUGCCACAGCAGACCAUGCCUGUAGCUUGUCCUUAGAC